Cariama cristata (Red-legged seriema) is the source of this 279-nucleotide messenger RNA. RefSeq names its product 40S ribosomal protein S21-like. Gene Ontology annotation, cellular component: cytosolic small ribosomal subunit; ribosome. The record is from RefSeq and is a predicted model, not a curated record. Lineage: Eukaryota; Metazoa; Chordata; Aves; Cariamiformes; Cariamidae. Gene Ontology annotation, biological process: translation; endonucleolytic cleavage in ITS1 to separate SSU-rRNA from 5.8S rRNA and LSU-rRNA from tricistronic rRNA transcript (SSU-rRNA, 5.8S rRNA, LSU-rRNA); endonucleolytic cleavage to generate mature 3'-end of SSU-rRNA from (SSU-rRNA, 5.8S rRNA, LSU-rRNA). Gene Ontology annotation, molecular function: structural constituent of ribosome.
AUGCAGAACGACGCCGGGGAGUUUGUGGAUCUCUACGUUCCUCGGAAAUGCUCUGCUAGCAACCGAAUAAUUGGUGCAAAGGAUCAUGCUUCUAUUCAGAUAAAUAUUUCUGAGGUCGACAAGGUAACAGGCAGAGUAAAUGGCCAGUUUAAAACAUAUGCCAUUUGUGGAGCAAUUCGUAGAAUGGGUGAAUCCGAUGACUCCAUUCUACGUCUGGCAAAAAGAUGGAAUUGUUUCCAAGAACUUCUAACUGAAGAAACUCUGGUAUGGAACAUCUGA